AGGCAGUGGAGAGAGAACAGGAGAGGGACGACUACCAGAGAGAGGUCCUCAAGCUGAAGGAGGCCUUGAAGGAGAAGGAGAAACACUUGACCACUGGACAGAGGCUGAAAAGAGAGGUUGAAGAGUUGGAGGAAGCCCUACAGGAGCGCAGUGAGACUCAGACGGAGGCUCGCCAGCAGCAAGACAAGCUCCAGAAGGACCUGGAGGAAAAAGACGUCAACGUUCAGGAACUGCGCUCCACCAUUGACCAUCUGGAGCGUGAACUGGAGGUCAAGGCCACUGCUGAACAGGAGGCGUUAGAGAGAGUGACUGGUCUUGAGGAGGAGCUCUCUGAGGCUCAAGCCGCCAUUGAGAAGCUGACCCAGGAGUUGAAAACUCUGCCAGCAGAGGGCAGCAGUGAGCGGGUGGAGGACCUGGAGAACCAGCUAGAGAUCAAGACAAGCUCAGAGCAGACUCUGAGGCAGCGGAAAGAAGAACUGGAGACAGAGUUGAAGAAACAGCGCCAGCUGGAACAGGAGCUGACCCAUGACAAGGACGCCCUCCAACAACAGGUGUGUGACCAGCUGGUCCAGAUUUCCUCCCUCAAGUCUCAGCUAGAGGAGCAGAGACACAGCGGUGUGGCUGACCCCGGGGUGGACAGGGUCCAGCUACUGACCACACAGCUGGAGGAGGGGCAGGACGCACUGGACGGGAAGAACAGACAGUUGGAGGAGCUGGAGCAGGAUCUUGGCAGUCUGAAGACCCAGCUGGCUGACAGAGACGAGCAGAUCAGUCUGUUGACAGCUCAGCUAGAGCUCACCAAGAAUGAGAUGGACCAGUCUGGUCUGGAGAAGGCGGAGAAGAUGGAGGAGCUGGAGACGGAGAGAAGAAAGUUGAUGGCUGAUAUUGAGCGUCUGAGAGAGCAAGUGGACACCACCCCUAUGCCCGAGUUUGCACAGGCCCUGCUGGCCGAGAAGAAUGAAGAGAUAGAACAUCUGAACGCCCAGCUACAGCAGACACAGCAGAUGGCAAGAGACAAACAGCAGGCAGAUGAGGCAAGCUACCUGACGGAUCUUCUCCAGGAGAAGGAGUCCAGUAUAGAGCAGAUGUCGCUGCAGAUAGAGAGCCUACAGGGAGAGCUGGAGAACCUGACUGAUUUCCAGAGCAAACUGCAGGAAGACUACGACACCGUUCAGACAAUGUUGGAGGAGAAGCAGAAAGAGAUCGAAAACCUCAGCAAAGAACUGGAGGAAGCAAGACCCAUGGGAGCCACGCCUGAACUGCAGCUGCAGUAUGAACAGCACAUUAUUGUCUUGGAGAAAGAGUUGAAAGAAAGACAAAAUAUAAUAGAUGAGAGAGAGGAAGAGCUGUAUGUGUUGAAUGAGCAAUUAGAGGAGAAGGAAGAAACCAAGAAGAGUAUGGAAGAUCUUCAGGGCAAGCUACAGCGUGCAACAGAAGAACUUGACAGGAAGAAUGCAGAACUUCAACAAAGAGAACAAGAUAUAGAAGAGCUGCAGAAGAAGCUAUCUGAGGCUGCCAGAGAAGAGGCAGCGGCACCUGCCCAGGAUGAAGAUCAACAGUCUGAAGCAGACUUGAAGCUGAAGGUCCAGCAACUGGAGACUGAAAAAGAUCAACUUCUCGCCCAGUGCCAAGACACACAAGACAAGCUAACUAGAACUGUGUCAGAUCUGGGAGAGAAAGACCAGCACAUCCAGCAGCUCCAAGCCCAGUUCCAAGAAACAAAGGACAAACUUGUUGAAGAGCUAAAAGAAAAAGAGGACCACAUUCAACAACUCAAGUGGCAGAACCAGGAGUCUAAAGACAACCUUGUUGCUGAGCUCGGAGAAAAAGAGCAUCAGAUUCAGGAGUACACAGCUCAGCUUGAAAAGGUUAAGAAUGAAUUAGGCCUGUCGAAACAGGUGGUGGAGGAUCUAAAAAGGAGCCACCAGAGGGAGCUGUCAUCUGCAGAGUCGAGGAGCAAAGAGGAUAUCCACAGCCUGCAGAAGAACCUUCUGGAAGCCCGAGCACAGCUCAGUGUCUACCAGGCGGGAGAUGCUGGGACCACAGCAAGAACUAUGGAACAGCGUCUGAAGGAACUACGCCAAGAGCUGACUUUAGAACACGAGCAGCAGUUAACUCACGUGAAGCUGGCAGCAGAAAAAGACACUGCUGUGAAGUUAAAAGAAUUAAAAGAGAAACUGGAAAGGGAGGUAGAGCAGUUACAGGAACAGCACCAGAGAGACUUGAAGAACGUUACCUCAGUGACACGUCAAGAGGUGCAGGAGGCACACGAGAACGAAAUCCGUGAACUUCGCACUGAGCAUGCUAGAGAGGUAGAACAGUUGCAGAAGAUGCUGGCUCCUGAUGCAUCCGUGACGGAACUGGCGAGACAAGUGGAGAAGGAGAUAGAGAAAGGAGAACAGCUUGACCAAAAUCUGCUGAGUCAUCUUGAACAGCAGCGACAGGCAGGCGUAGGGGGAGAUGGCAGCACUGACACCAGCAUGGCGGAAUCCAGUCAAGAGGAGAUACCUCCAAGGCUAAGGAGUCUGUUAACCAAACUCCAUGGUGAGGGUAUGGAGCUCCUGGCACUGUCAGAGAUCAAACCCCAGGGUCGCCACACACCACUGCAGGCGGACCUCGACACCCUGAGACUGGCGUGGGAAAACGAGAGACAAAACCUGCUGUCUUCUAUACAGUCACUCAAAGAUUUACUUGCUCAAACUCAAAGACCAGAAUCACAAGCUUCAUCAGGAGCAGAGUCAGAUUGGAGGGCCAGCCUGAUCCAAGCCAUCAACUUUGUCUUCAGUAAGGAGCGAGAGGGGUUACUGGCCGAACUGAGGACAUUUGUGGCCACGCACGGUGACCAGGGUCACUCAGAGAUACAGCAGCUGGAACAGAGGAUUAAAGAUGUGGAUGCUCGUCACAAGUCUGCCAUGGACCAGAUAUUCAGCGCAGACAGGCAGUCCCUGCUGGCAGAGGUACGAGACCUACAGGCACACAUCAGCAUCAUACGCCUGGGCCACCAGGAGGAGAAAGAGAGGCUGGCUGAGCAACUCCGCCAUGCUGAGGGUCAGCUGACCAAGAGGGAGAGGCAGUUGAAGAGACAGCUGGAAAUGUUGGAAUACAAGCUCCAGCAGGAGAAGGUGAUCUGCGAUGACGUGCGCUCCAGUCUGGAGAUGGAGAAGAAUCGCACCCUGGAGCUGUCAGGACAGCUGAGCAGAGAGAAGAGUAACUGCGUAGAUCUCCAGCUGGAGCUGUCCGAGGCUCUUUCCCAUCUCUCCAAGCUGAAAGAUACGGUAGACAGUCAGCAGAUUAAACACGCCUCUGUGCUUGCUUCUCUGGAAGAGGAAAAAUCUCAUAGCCGCCAUUUGAAAGAAGAACUUGAAAAUGAGCGGUACAGCAAAAAACAGCUGAGUGACUCUUUGAACGAAGAAAGGAGACGGAGUCUCAAUUCCAAGGAGAGAGAAACAAAAACCAUAGAGCAACUUCAAUAUGAGCUGGAUCAGGAGCGUGCCCUGCACACAGAGGUGAGGACGAGCUAUGAGAAGGAAAAGCUGUGUGUGGAAAACAUGCGCAGAGACCUUGAGCUGCAGGGUAACGAGGCGCGCAAGCUGGAGAACAAAUACAAGGUGAAGGUGGCAGAACUCAUGACAGCCUUGGAGAUGGAGAAGGCUAGGAAUGAAGAAUAUAACACUGCUCUACAAAGACAGCAAAGCGUCAGCAACCAGUUACAGACUGCCCUGAGCGAGGAGAGGAGCAGCCUGAACGAGUCCGCGCUGAGAGAGAGGGCGCUGAUAGCUGACCUGCAGGCCAUGCUGGAGCUGGAGAAGAGUAAAGUUCUGGACAUGCAGGCGGCCCUGGAGAGGGACAGGUAUAAGGUGACAAGCUUGAGUGCGAGCCUGGAGACCACUAAGACAGCAGCUGCAGAGGACUUGGAGAGGGAAAGAUCAGCCAGCAGACAGCUGAGGAAACAGAUAGAUACCCUACAGCUCCAGAAGCAAGACCUUCAGAGACAGCUGGACUUUGAGCGGGAACGUUCCAUCCAGCUCCAGUCUGAACACGACCGUGUCUUGGAGAACCUGCAAGCUGUGAAGGAGAAGGCAAUGAAAAAGGACGAAGAACGAGAUCUGGAAAGACAGCAUGAAAGACAGAGACAGAGAGAGAGUGACAGAGAGAGAGAACAAGACAGGCAGAGACAGCACGAGACAGAUGCAGAGGUCCAGCGCCUACGGAGUCGUGUCAGUGACCUUGAGGGUCAGCUGUCCGAGAGCCAGCGUAUUGAGCUCCAGACUGCCCAGGAGAGAGACCUGCAGAGGUUGAGAGCACUGUCCAGGGCCUCUGAUGACCUGGUGGACCACAUGGACAACUCUGUUGGAGGGGAUGAGAGUACAGCCCAGAGUCCCCGUGGAAGCCCUAAGAAGGAUCAACUGAACCUGUAUAAGAAGCAGCUGGAGAGUCUGCGUCAGAGGGUCCAGCUCCAGGUGAUCAGGCUCAGGGAGGAGGUGGACAAACUAGAACGUGAUAGUCAAGGCGUGGACAGGGUAGGUAGUGUGGACGCCAUUAAGAGGAGUGCUGCAGAGAUGAUUAAUGAGCUAGGACAGAUACAGACGGCUUUACUGCUAGACUCUCAGCCUGGCAGUGUGCCCAUUGGCUCCCCACCAGCCCACAUACUGAAUGAGAGAAUCCUCCGCCAUAACUCUGAACUGACAGCGUUCGUGUCGCGGCUGAGUCAGGAGAAGGCGGAGCUGAGGGACACGCUGGCAAACCUGGAGGAGGAGAUCUGGAGAUAUACACAGAGAGAGGGGGCAGGUUCACAGGGUGGAGAUCACAGAGAACGAAGGAGUUUGGACUCCGUGGAGAGUAUUCUGGCCACAGAGAGAGCCAAAUGGUCCCGCGAGAAGAGCUCCCUACAGAUGGCGCUGCGUGCUGCAGAGAAGGAUUUGAUACGCAGCAAGUCGGAGGUGAACCAGCUCCAGUUCAGACUGGACAGACUGCAGAGUGGACCAGCUGAAGAUGGUGCCACUGAUCCUGAUGUCAGGGAAAAGAUGCAGCGUCUGUAUGGGAAAUACCUAAGAGCCGAGAGUUUCAGGAAAGCUCUGGUCUACCAGAAGAAGUAUCUGCUGCUGUUGGUGGGUGGGUUCAGAGACUGUGAGGAGGAGACGCUGGCCACAAUAGCCAGGAUGGGCGGUCAUCCUCCUGCCCAGACCACAACGCUGACCCGCUCCCGUCACGGACGAGCCUUGACCAAGUUCAGGAGUGCGGUCAGGCUGGUUAUAGCCGUCUGCAGGUUAAAAUUUUUAGUCAGAAAAUGGAAGCGAGCUACAAAGGUGGGGUCUCCAGUGGUGACAGGAACUAUUCCUAAUGGUAGAGGAUAUAUGCCGACAGCAAACAGCUACACCCCACCCCCUGACUACAGCCCACCUACUUCAAGGUCACACCAAGGUCACAGCCCACCCACCUCAAGGUCACAUCCAGGGUACACUCAGCACACCUCCAGGCUGUAUACAGGGACCACCCCACCCACCAAGGACUCUAGUCUCAGUCGGUUUUCUCCCGUGUCAGAAUUGAUGACGAGUCCUGGCAGUGCAGGGCCACGCAGGCAAAUCCUGACAGCCCUGGAUCCUCCAUUGGAGCCCUCCCCCCCUCCCCCACCCACAGCCGAGGCCACGCCCACCUCCUCCCUCCCAGAUGACCUGUCCCUCCAUGAUGACUAUAUCCAGAGACUGGAGAACUUACAGCACAGGCUGGCACGAGGAACUCAGGGAUACAGAAGUCGGAACACAUUCCAGAGGAGGUAACACAUCACCCUCAGUGAUGGACUAGAACCAAAUGAUUCCAGCAAGAGAAAUUCACUGGCAGAACCAGGGAUUUUUAUGAAAGGAGAGGAGCAGGAGACAGUGGCAUAGGGUUAGAUUAUUUCUGCCAUACCUCAGACCUAUCUAUAGGCAAAAAAAAAAAAAGAAAAUUGGGAGAUAUCUUCCACCUUGGACUCUUUUUGAAAACUGAUACUCGGGCUUUACAAGUUCCAUUGUCUCCAAUAGUUUAUAUGGAACAGAGAAAGAGACAAAAGCUAUUUUUAAAGAAUCUGAUUUCAUGUUUUCUUUCAAAGCAGCUGAGGAAUAUAUUUUCUCAUUUUGUGAAAUAUUUAAAACAGACUUUAUUCCAAUAUUGGUGCUUGUCAUAUUUAUUGUACAUUAUAAAGAUGUCUUUGUAUUUAUUUAUAUAUGAGCGGUCAUUUUAGAAGGGCAAAGGAAAAAUGAUCUUGUGGAAUGGAAGAAAGUAAGCAAUCGAUAAUUAUCAUUUUAUCAUUCAAGCAGAUAGCUUAUAACAUCAUAAAAUUGAACUUACAUAGGAAGAUGAUACGGAGGUAAGUAAAAACUAUCUUCAGGAUUUUUUUGAAGACAGAACUUUAGUGACAUUUAAGCUGAUGUUACACUGAAAACUAGUGAAUUGAUUUAGGAAAUCUAUGUAGAAUUAUCCCUGAUACAGAUAUAGACAACAGACUGGUAGAGUACGCAGCAAGUGGUACAACAGAGUUGAUUGCAAUUGUAUAUAGCAAAGUCUUAGGUUUAGGUUAUUAUUGCUGCAGCCAUUAACUGUUCUGCAAUGCAUGUUAAACAUGUAUUGUCAUUACUGUAUUAAAGAGUGUGAAUUACUAGACUAACUGAAGUCCAUUCAGCAGAUUUUUUGUUAUUAGCCAAAUAAUAAGCUUAGCCAAAUCUGUAAAAGAUGUGAAAUUCGGCAAUAAAUUUAUAGAUGCUAAUGUAAACCUAGGGUAAGCCAGGGCUUCUAAGUGCUGAAGUAUUAGUACUGUAGCAAAGAGGACAUGUACUUGUAGAGGGACAUUCUCGGUGUUGUAAAUUAUCGAUAGAACAUUACAUUACAGUGUAUUAAGUUUACUUGUAUAAAGUGAAAACGGCAGCUUGAAUUACCCUUUUCAUUCCCAUUUUGUUGGUAUGAGUGGAACUGUAGAUUUGUUAUCUUUGAGGACCCAAUAUGUGCAACAUGGAUAAUUGCCAGGGCUUUGUAUUAAGUUUUAGAUUAUUAUAACAGCCUAAAAUGCUUUAAGAUUGGGUUUUGAAAUAAAUUCUGAUUGGAGUUUCAACAUAGCAAAUACCAGGUUCCAUGCAAAGUUCCAGCUAGAGUUCAUCCUCUGCCACAUACCAGUCAAGACGAUUG
Molecule: messenger RNA, 7158 nt
Organism: Lingula anatina
Lineage: Eukaryota; Metazoa; Brachiopoda; Lingulata; Lingulida; Lingulidae
Biological process (GO): signal transduction
Molecular function (GO): molecular adaptor activity
Source: RefSeq, a predicted model, not a curated record